AUGGUUGGACGUUACGUUCUCAAGGCGGUGAUCAUGGCCGGAUGCGCUUUCGCCGGCGUCAACUAUCCAACGAUUCCGAAGGACUUGACCACACCAUUCCAACAGCGACUGGCGGUGUAUGGGCCUAAUUCUGUGUCUGUGGGAUGGAACACAUAUGAGCAACUGAGCCAGCCCUGCGUACAAUAUGGGUUGUCAGCAGAUAAUCUGGAUACCAAAGCAUGCUCAUCGUCUUCGACCACUUACUCAACCUCCCGGACCUGGUCAAAUGUGGCCAUUCUGACAGGCUUGACACCUGCAACAACCUACUACUACAAGAUCGUUUCAGCCAACUCCACAGUGGAUCACUUCCUCAGUCCUCGCACCCCGGGAGACAAAACGGCUUUUAAUAUGGACGUUGUGAUUGAUCUCGGCGUUUAUGGAAAAGAUGGCUUCACAACCUCAAGCAAGAAGAAGGACACCAUCCCUGUAAUUGAACCAGAACUCAACCACACUACCAUCGGCCGCCUCGCCGAGACAGUGAAUGACUACGAGUUGGUCAUUCACCCAGGUGACUUCGCCUAUGCCGAUGACUGGUACCUCAAGUUCUCAAACAUUCUCAACGGCAAAGAAGCCUACGAGUCCAUCCUGGAACAGUUCUACGAUCAACUGGCGCCAAUCGCAGGCCGCAAGCUGUACAUGGCUAGCCCAGGCAACCACGAGGCAGACUGCAGCGAAAUCCCAUAUCUGAACAAUCUUUGUCCAAAGGGACAAAACAAUUUCACCGAUUUCCUGCACCGAUUCGAAAACACCAUGCCUCAAUCAUUCGCAUCAUUAUCCACUAAUACGACAGCGCAAGCUCUCGCGCGGAAAGCGCGCAGUCUCUCCAACCCGCCCUUUUGGUAUUCAUUUGAAUACGGCAUGGCGCACAUCGUGAUGAUCAACACGGAAACCGAUUUCCCCAAUGCUCCCGAUGGAACAGAUGGAUCAGCCAAGCUGAACGGUGGACCAUUUGGUGCGCCCCAUCAGCAGAUCGAGUUCCUGAAGGCUGAUCUUGCAUCCGUUGACCGAACAGUCACACCGUGGGUCAUUGUUGCUGGUCACCGACCGUGGUACUCGACUGGUUCAUCCAGUGGUUGCGACUCGUGCCAAGAAGCCUUCGAAGGCUUGUUCUACCAGUACGGUGUUGAUCUCGGUGUUUUCGGCCACGUACACAAUUCACAGCGAUUCCUUCCUGUUGUCAAUGGCACCGCUGAUCCCAAUGGGAUGAAAGAUCCCAAGGCGCCGAUGUACAUUGUUGCUGGUGGAGCGGGUAACAUCGAAGGGUUGAGUGCUGUUGGCACUAAGCCUGCUUACACAGAAUUUGCAUACGCCGAUGAUUACAGCUACAGCACACUCAAGUUCUUGGAUGCGCAGAAUUUGCAAGUUGAGUUCAUCAGGUCUUCAACUGGAGAAAUUUUGGAUUCCAGUACCCUGUACAAGAAUCAUGCGACGCAAUUCGUUCAGCAGUGA
This is a messenger RNA of Penicillium salamii, 1488 nucleotides long. Lineage: Eukaryota; Fungi; Ascomycota; Eurotiomycetes; Eurotiales; Aspergillaceae. The record is from the annotation of a GenBank genome assembly.